AUGGCAUUCAAGAUGAUACAUGGUGCUGAGGAGAAGCAGUAUGAGAGACUUUGGGACUAUGCAGCUGCUAUUAGGAAGUGGAAUGUGGGUAGCAUAGUGAAGAUACAAACUACGAAUGAUGUGUUUGAGAGAAUGUAUAUUUGUCUUGAUGCUUGCAAAAGGGGAUUUUUAGCAGGUUGUAGGCCACUUAUUGGGAUAGAUGGUUGUCAUUUGAAGGGGACAACAGGUGGACAGUUACUGGUUGCUGUUGGAAAGGAUGGGAAUGAUAAUAUCUUCCCAAUCGCUUUUGUUAUUGUUGAAAUUGAGAAUAAAAGCUCUUGGACCUGGUUUCUACAGUGCUUGUUGGAUGACAUUGGACAUGUGGAUGAGAAUGGAUGGGGAUUAGUAGAGACCUUUAAAGAUUUGAUGCCUAAUGCAGAGCACAGAUUUUGUGUUAGGCAUUUACAUGCAAAUUUCAAGAAGGAUUUUCCUGGGAAGGUACUCAAAGAUGCAAUGUGGAGUGCUGCUAGGGCAACAACAAAGAAUUCUUUUGACUUCCACAUGGAUGAGUUGAAGAAGCUAGAUGUGAAGGCAUAUGAGUGGCUUGUGAAGUUAGAUGUGAGAACAUGGAACAGACAUGCUUUUAAUCCAAGAAGCAAGAGUGACACUCUAGUAAACAAUAUAGCAGAGUCUUUCAAUGCUUGGAUUUUGGAGGCUAGGGAUAAACCAGUGUUGACAAUGAUGGAGAUCAUAAGAGUGAUGUUGAUGCAAAGGUUGCAAACCAAAAGAGAUCAUAUGAGAAGGUAUGAAGGGAGGGUUUGUCCAAGAAUCUAUAAGAAGCUUGAGAGGAUAAAAAGCGAGGUUGGACAUUGCAUUUCUCGUUGGAAUGGAGAGUCCAAAUAUGAGGUGGAGUAUAUUUAUGGUGGAAGAUAUGUGGUGGACUUGAAUGAGAGGACUUGUGGUUGUGGGAGAUGGGGAUUGAGUGGAAUCCCAUGUUUUCAUGCUGCUGCUGCAAUAAUUGAGCAUGGAGAGCAACUUGAGACUUAUGUAGACAUUGCUUACAUUAAGGAGACAUUCCUAAGUUGUUACCAAUGGAUGAUAAGCACACUUCCAAGCCAUGAACAAUGGCUAAAAACACCCUAUGACCUAAUCAAGCCCCCAAAAUUUACAAAGAAAGUAGGCAAGCAUAAGAAGGUAAGAAAGAGGGAGGCAGGAGAACCUAUAAAUGCAUUUAGGGUGAGCAAGAAAGGAACUGCCAUGAAAUGUGGGAAUUGUUUACAGUGGGGCCAUAAUCAAAGAACUUGUAAAGCUCCUGAUAACCCCAACAAGAAGGCUUAUAAAAAGAAAAAGAAAGGGCAAUUAGAACAAUCAUCUACAUCUGGAGCUAAAUGGAGUAAAAAAUUAUUGGGUACUCAGCAAUCAAAUAUAGGUACUCAACAGUCAAGUCAAAGUCGUACAAAGGACAACACUAGUGGAAGCAAGAAGGAUAAGGGAAAGACUAAGGUUUAG
Molecule: messenger RNA, 1488 nt
Organism: Vitis vinifera (wine grape)
Lineage: Eukaryota; Viridiplantae; Streptophyta; Magnoliopsida; Vitales; Vitaceae
Exons: 3
Coding region: 1-1488 (495 amino acids)
Molecular function (GO): zinc ion binding
Source: RefSeq, a predicted model, not a curated record